GUCAAAAUCACUGUCACCAGCGCCAUCUGUCUUAUUUAAAUAAAUUAAAAAUGUAAACAGAGAACCACAAAACCACAGCAAAUGUAUCUUUUUAAAAAUUAGAUUAUAUUCUCAUUAUUAUAAAUUAACCAAUAAUGCCUAGGAAAACCUUAGAAAAAAUAUGCUGUGUGUGCUUAGGAACAAAUUUUAAACUGAACAAGUUAUCGGCAAAGGACGCAAAUGAAAUAGAUUUUCAUACAAAGCUGAAAAUUUGCAUUUCGGAUAUUCACUGGUCAACUUCUUAUCAAAUAUGCAAGGAAUGCAUAAAGCUCUUAGACAUUUCAUAUACAUUUAGGGAGACUUGUCUCAAGUCUGAAAUUAUUCGGCAAAGCGAAAAACCAGAACCAGAAGACGACCCUUUUGAUAAUAAAAACUUUAAGGCCUUCUAUGUCAAUGGUGUCUCAGAGGACGCGGUUGUUAAACAAGAUCCAGAAAUUUCGUCACAAGAAAUUUCUGAUGAAAAAUUAAAAGAUGAACCGCCUAAUGAACAUGAUACAGAAGAAGCAAAUCAUGAAGAUAUCGAAACUUAUUCCAGUGACCCAGAAUGUAAAUCUGAAGAACAUCAAACUAACCCAAGAAAAAAAAGAAAAAAAAUUACAUUUGUUUGUGAAAAAUGUGCACAAACUUUCAAUUCUAGCACCAAAUUGGUAAAUCAUUGUAUAAAGUAUCAUGACAUGAAGAAAAUCGAUGUUAGACCAUUUAUAUGUGACAGAUGCCCAAGUAGAUUUUGCAACUCCUCAAAUCUCUUGCAACACAUAAAGUAUCACGACGCUGUAAGAUCGAAUGUAUGCACCUAUUGCGGUAAAGGAUUCAUCACAAAAACCGACCUAAACAUUCACGAAAAACAACAUUUAAACAAACGAGAAUAUCGUUGUGAAGACUGCGGAAAAUGUUUCAACACGCAUAAGGAUGUCAGAUCUCACAAACUCGUUGUGCACACUGACGCAAAUAGUUGGAAGUAUUGUUGCGAAAUAUGCCAGAAACCUUUUCCAAUUAAAUCUAAUUACGAUAGUCACAUGAGAAGGCAUACAGGAGAUAAAAAGUUCGAGUGUCAUUUGUGUCAACGGAAGUUUACCGAUAAAUGUGUAUUGCAGAGGCACAUGAGGACUCAUUCGAAUGUGAGAGAGUUUAGGUGCAGUUAUUGUGAUCGAGAAUAUAAGGAUCCUAGAGUUUUAAGGGUCCACAUGGCAAAAAUCCAUGGCGUCGGAGUAGGUGAAGUAAAAAUUCCUUCCAGAGAAAAGAAAUAUAUCUGUCACAUUUGUCCUAAGUCCUAUUAUGCUAAAAAUAAGCUCACAAGACAUUUGUAUACUCACUCUGGUGAAAAACCGUACGAUUGUCAUAUAUGCGGUAAAAAGUUUAAUGAUAAAUCAUAUGUUAAACAGCACUUGAAGAAAACUCAUAAUAUGACUGAUACAGAUUCCCAUGUACCUAAUGUAGAUAAUGAAUUGAAGCUGGUAUUUACGGAAUUUGGCAAAAAUUAAUUAUUUUGAAAGCAUAUGGUGAUAUUUUAUUUAAUGCAAUAGUUUAUUAGGAUAUUCCUAUUUCUAUUCAUGUGUAUGUCUUUUUAAUAUUUUUCUAUCCUACCUAUGUGGGUUUAUAUGUUGUAUUGUUUAUAGUGUAUUUGUAAAUUUGUAUAUACAAUUUUUAAUUAUAUAUUAUUAUGAAUAUGUAGUGUAAUGAUUUUAUUAAAUAUAAUUAAUAGAUUUUUAUAUGCA
Molecule: messenger RNA, 1754 nt
Organism: Ceutorhynchus assimilis (cabbage seed weevil)
Lineage: Eukaryota; Metazoa; Arthropoda; Insecta; Coleoptera; Curculionidae
Source: the annotation of a GenBank genome assembly